AUGACUUCUCGCGACGGGUUUCAUUGGACACCACAGACUGGAUUGGCCCAAGGGGUGCCUUCUAUUGGUGUCAUUUCACCACCAACCAAUAUUUCGUCAAGCAAUGGAUCAUGGGAUGUAGUGGUUGUUGGUGCUGGCUACUCCGGGCUUACGGCCACUCGUGAUCUUUGUGUUGCUGAAGGUCUCAAAGUUCUUCUUGUCGAGGCGCGCGAUCGUAUCGGUGGUCGGUCAUGGUCUUCAAAUAUUGAAGGAUAUCCAUAUGAGAUGGGAGGAACAUGGGUACACUGGGGACAACCUCACGUCUGGCGUGAAAUCUCGCGGUACCAGAUGCGUACUGAAUUGGAAGAAUCAUUCGACUUUAGUCGAGGUGUGAACCACUUUCAAUUACGCACCCAGGAUGGUGAAACUAUAAUGAGCCACGAGGAUGAAGACGCUCUUUUAGCUGGGGCACUAGAGAAAUUCGUGAACGUCGACGGAGACUUGGGACGCAAGAUAGUCCCCUAUGCUCACGAUUCAUUCCAUGUUGCAGAGGCGCGCCAAUACGAUGAGAUGUCUUGCAAGGAUCGCCUGCAGCAGAUCAAUUUAUCCCUCACACCAAAUGAACGCGCUGGAUUGGAGAGCUUCAUUCUACUCUGCAGCUGUGGCACAUUGGAAACAACAAGCUUUUUCGAAUUUCUACACUGGUGGGCAUUGUGCGGCUACACUUACCGUGGCUGUAUGGAUGCGCUGAUUUCUUAUAAAUUCAAGGGAGGCCAGUCCUCAUUUGCUAUCAAGUUCUUUCAGGAGGCGCUGUCUACUGGGAAUCUUUCUUAUGUGUUUAAUAGCCCGGUCAAGUCUAUCGCAGAUCACAGUGACAAAGUGACAUUGAGCACUCGGGAUGGUAAGGAAUAUGCGGCUAAGCGCCUGGUUUCUACCAUUCCUCUCAACGUCCUCAAUUCGAUUUCAUUCAGCCCGCCCCUGGACUCUCAGCGAGCUUCAGGUACAAACAUUGGCCACGUCAAUCAGUGUGUGAAAGUCCACGCAGAGAUUUCAAACAAGGACAUGCGAUCAUGGACUGGAAUCUCUUACCCAUUCAACAAGCUGAUGUACGCUAUUGGAGACGGGACUACGCCCGCGGGCAACACUCAUAUAGUUUGCUUUGGGGGAAACAACAACCACAUUCAGCCCGAGGAGAACGUGGAGGAGACCAAGAGAGCCGUCGAGAGUCUCGCACCAGGAAACAUGGACGUUUUCCAUAACUGGUCUAAAGACGAGUUUGCCAAGGGUGCUUGGUUCUUCUCAUCCCCGAAAUUUCUAUCUACAUCGCUGGGGUCUUUACGCGCUCGCCAUGGGAAUGUGGUUUUCGCUAGCUCAGACUGGGCUGUUGGCUGGCGUAGUUUCAUUGACGGAGCGAUUGAAGAAGGGACUAGAGCGGCGAUGACAGUAAAAGAUGAACUUAGGCCUAUAGUCCCCCCACGAGUCCGUCUGUAA
This is a messenger RNA of Penicillium angulare, 1470 nucleotides long. RefSeq names its product flavin monoamine oxidase family protein. The coding region runs from base 1 to 1470 and encodes 489 amino acids. The record is from RefSeq and is a predicted model, not a curated record. NCBI's taxonomy places the organism in Eukaryota, Fungi, Ascomycota, Eurotiomycetes, Eurotiales, Aspergillaceae. The transcript is spliced from 4 exons. Gene Ontology annotation, molecular function: oxidoreductase activity.